Messenger RNA from Spodoptera frugiperda (fall armyworm), 1958 nucleotides. Its product is annotated as F-box/LRR-repeat protein 2. Lineage: Eukaryota; Metazoa; Arthropoda; Insecta; Lepidoptera; Noctuidae. The coding region runs from base 185 to 1495 and encodes 436 amino acids. Gene Ontology annotation, molecular function: protein binding. Gene Ontology annotation, biological process: SCF-dependent proteasomal ubiquitin-dependent protein catabolic process. Gene Ontology annotation, cellular component: SCF ubiquitin ligase complex. The transcript has 14 exons. The record is from RefSeq and is a predicted model, not a curated record.
CAAAUUACGUCAGUCUGGUAACCCAGCGGUGCAGCUGAUGAAGGACGUCUGUAGUUCGUCGGUCUGCGAAAAAUCAAAUAAGAUUUUCCUCCAUAUUUGUUUUGUGGUGCACUUUGCACAAAUAAUUGUUUAAAUAAAGUGUUGUAAAUCAUACAUUGUGGCUAAGGUAACGCCUUACCCGAGCAUGAGUUAUUCCGGAAGGAAUAAAUUCGAGAUCGCUCGGUACUCCGCCGAGGAUGAGAACCACAUCAACCGCAAGCUCCCGAAGGAGCUACUGCUGCGCAUCCUCUCCUACCUGGACGUCGUCUCUCUGUGUCGCUGUGCACAGGUAUCAAAACUAUGGAACAUAUUGGCCCUGGAUGGCUCCAACUGGCAGAGGAUAGAUCUGUUUGAGUUCCAAAGGGAUGUUGAGGGCCCAGUAAUCGAGAACAUAUCACAGAGAUGCGGCGGUUUCCUCCGCGAACUGUCGCUGCGAGGCUGCGAGAGCAUAGGAGACUCCUCCAUCAAGUCAUUGGCACACUCGUGUCCCAACAUCGAGUAUCUGAACCUGAACAAGUGCCGGAAGAUCACGGACGCCACCUGCCAGGCGCUCGGCAAGAAGUGCAAGAAGUUGCAGCGGAUAAACCUGGAUUCGUGUUCAAACAUCACAGAUGUGUCACUGAAGGCGUUGUCGGACGGAUGCCCGAUGCACUAUAUUUGUUGGUCAUGGUGUGCAACUUUGCAGUUAAAUGGAGUGUCUUACACCUUCGAGCCACCACAACGGAAUGAUUUUGUACAAAUUUUAUAUAUAUUUUUGACUGCAGGUUGUAAGAACGUGAACGACAAAUGCGUGUCGACGCUGGCCACAUACUGCCCCGAGCUACAGGCGCUCAACGUACAGGGGUGUGAUCAACUAACAGACGAGUCAAUAAGCAAGUUGGGCUCGGGCAUGCGUCGCCUGUGUGUCUCCGGCUGCGGCAGACUGACAGACGCAGCCCUGGCAGCCUUGGCAGCGCACUGCCCGGACCUCGUCACGUUAGAGCUGGCGCAGUGUACCCAGCUCACUGAUGCCGGCUUCCAGGCGUUGGCUAGGAGCUGCAGAAUGCUGGAAAGAAUGGAUCUCGAAGAGUGCGUGCUGAUCACAGACGCCACGCUCGUACACCUCUCCAUGGGCUGCCCGCGGCUCGAGAAACUGACGCUGUCCCACUGCGAGCUGAUAACGGACUACGGCAUCAAGCAGCUGUCGAUGUCUCCGUGCGCCGCCGAGCAUCUCACCGUGCUAGGAUUGGACAACUGCCCGCUGGUGACGGACGGGGCGCUGGAGCACCUGAUCUCCUGCCACAACCUGCAGCUCAUCGAGCUCUACGACUGCCAGAUGGUCAGCCGGAACGCCAUACGGAAGCUAAGGAACCACCUGCCGAACAUAAAGGUGCACGCGUACUUCGCGCCGGUGACUCCGCCCAUGGCGGGCGGCGGCGCGCGCCCGCGGUACUGUCGCUGCUGCAACAUCAUAUGAACUGCUUCCGUCAGUCUUGUCAAGAUGGGACUCGAACCCGCAACAGAACGCAGUGGCAUACACCGACCGCUCAACUUAAACCAACUGUGUCUAACAUACGAUAUUUUUAAGUAUGUAUGUAUGUUCGUAAGCAUCUAUCUUCUAAACUACUAGACCAAUUUUGAUACAAUACAAUUGUUACCGACACCUCUACCCUUAAAAUUGUAUCAAAUAUAUUGGAGCCUUGAAAAAUAGCUCUUGUAUCGUAGGAAAUAAAGUCUAUUAUAUAUUUGACUGAUACUGUCACAUUUCGCUCAAGACUUGAAAAAAAAAUACUAAGGAUGGUUUGCAAAAAAAGUUGAUGAUAGGUUUCUGCCACUGAGCUGCUGACUGUACUCUCGAGCAACGAGAAUAUUUAUUUAAUUAUUUUUUUUGUGUAUAAAAAAAUACCCCGAAUUUUGUAUUUUUUUGCGAACCCUACAUU